UUUCAGGUACGCGCCUGUUCUGAUUGCGAUGUACAAUGUGUGGGAUCUGAUAUCAAGAUACAUUCCACUCGUAGACAGCUUGAAGUUGGAGUCCAGGAAGGGACUUAUGAUUGCAAUUCUUUCUCGUUUCUUACUCAUCCCAGCAUUCUACUUCACGGCUAAAUACGGUGACAAGGGAUGGAUGAUCCUGCUCACAUCUUUGUUGGGUCUCUCCAAUGGCUACCUCACUGUCUGUGUCCUUACUGUGGCACCUAAAGGUUACAAGGGACCUGAGCAAAACGCUUUGGGCAACUUGCUUGUGCUGUGUCUUUUAGGCGGUAUAUUUGCUGGGGUUGCUCUUGACUAG
Messenger RNA from Juglans regia (Persian walnut), 346 nucleotides. Its product is annotated as equilibrative nucleotide transporter 3-like. The coding region runs from base 29 to 346 and encodes 105 amino acids. Gene Ontology annotation, biological process: nucleoside transmembrane transport. NCBI's taxonomy places the organism in Eukaryota, Viridiplantae, Streptophyta, Magnoliopsida, Fagales, Juglandaceae. The transcript has 2 exons. Gene Ontology annotation, molecular function: nucleoside transmembrane transporter activity. Gene Ontology annotation, cellular component: plasma membrane. The record is from RefSeq and is a predicted model, not a curated record.